Molecule: messenger RNA, 3065 nt
Organism: Malaya genurostris
Lineage: Eukaryota; Metazoa; Arthropoda; Insecta; Diptera; Culicidae
Exons: 2
Coding region: 928-2940 (670 amino acids)
Source: RefSeq, a predicted model, not a curated record
GUGCACGCUUUUAGCUGCAAAUUUAUUUCAUUUUAUAUAGGUUUCAAUAAAUCUUGUAAAUUUCGGUUAUCUUCCUUGCUCUUCCUUGCAGUAUUUAACCUCAACUCUUGCUCCGUACUAUCACCUCUGUGUUAACGAUAUUCGUCGUCAAGAGUACUUGUGAACCAUCUGCCCUAUCCCUCGCAAGAAAGUUACCACAGGGAAUAAAAAAUUACGUGACUCAUGCUCAUGUUUGACAGACGGCAGGAGUGAAAGAGAAAGUUAGAAAUCAAUCAUCGUAAUCGUCAGUGGCGGAUAUGAGGCUACGAUCCUCGAGCCAAAAACAAGAAAACACAACAACAACAACAAACAAACAAUCAUCGUAAUCAGUUUAAUAGCGCGCAGUGAAUUCAGUGAAUUGUUUAAUUAUUAAAUCUAAAUUGAUUCAUCCACGUAGUGAGUGGAAAAACUAGUUCAAUUGAGAUUGUGAGCAAUCAUCCUUCCGUGACAAUACCUGAAAAGAAAGAAGAAUAAAACACUGAAUAUGUAUGAAAUAAGUAUACUUACCAUAGAAUAAUAAUUAAUGAAUUGAAUAAAUUACAGCCUUUUAGCUGCUUAGUUUGGCAACUGUAUAGACGGUGUUUACUUUCUGGAACAUUUCUAAAAGGAUAUUCAUCCUAAGUUGGAUGUUUGGAUAGUCAUCCUUGGAAGUUCCUUCGACAGACGUACCGUCCGGAAGAUAGUCUACUGUGCCGAGAAGUACAUACCGAAGACGACCGCUCGGAAGUGAGGUUUGAGAGUGCAAACAUCGAUCGCUAUAAUUAUAUACGAUAGUUUUCUGUCACCCACUAUUCGCGAGUCCCGUACAGUUUAGGAAAUAAUGAAAUAAAUUGUAUAAACUGUUUAGGGAAAGUUAGGUCGCUAUUUCGGUUAAAAUAAUCGUUCGAAAUGUCAGACGAACGAAAUAAUUUGACAUCGGGUGAUAAUGGUAGGCACUGCAAGAGGUGCGAUCGUGUCGAUGCCGAUGACGACAUGGUAUGUUGCGAUAUGUGUGAAUCGUGGAUUCACUUUCAGUGUGCUGGUGUAAGUGAAUCUAUUGCUGAACCGGAUCGGAGUUUCAAGUGCAGUAAAUGCUUGGCGGAUUGGGAUGGCGAAUCAAAAUCAGCUGUUUCUUUCAACGAGUCAUCCGUCAGCAAGAGUAGUCGAGCAUCGCAGAAACUACAGCUGAGUCUUCAACUUCUUAAGGAGCAACAAAACUUAAAGAAGAAGCGUGCAGAAGAGGAGAGGAAAUCCCGGAAGUUGGAAGAAGAAGCGAAACUGAAGCAAAUCGAUGAAGAGCAGGAGUAUUUAAGGAAACGAUAUGCAUUGCUGCUUCAGAUUGAAGAGGAUAAGGAUUCUAGCAGAUCGAGUCGAAAAAGCGGAGUUAGUGUGAAGAGGAGGUGUGAACAGCUGGAGAACUGGCUUAAUAAGGGAACACAAGUUGACAAAACGGGACAGUCGAAGCCUACAAUGUCAGAACAGGAAGUUACCCUGCCAGUACCAGUCGUUUGCCUACAAAAUGACGUUCAGGUAUCAAAGCCAACGUCACUUGUCUCAACCAUUUGUACUUCGACUGUUCCGGAUAUUCUUCAUCCGAAUCCAGCAGUUCCAGUUUCCAGUGGAAGUCUUGGUGCUUUGGCGAAAUCGUACGAAUUGUUUGCAUCGAUACCGGGAAACACGACGUUAAAUUCGUGUUUGGUUUCUACGGCAGUUCCAGCUACAGUAGUAGCUACGAUAAGCGGAAAUUGUAUCACGACGGUCGCUACUGCGUCAACGAGUGUUUCAUCAAUUCAUGCACCAGUUUCUACUACGUUUCCAAAUUCGAAUCUACCCAGUAUUACGGAUGCUCUAAUGCAUAUAGCGCCUGUCUAUUCGUAUCCGAGAAUGAACAAUGGACAAGGACUCCAGUUGUUUACUCCAAUGCCUUCGUUGCAGUUAUCUGACAGAAGCGUAACCAAUUCAAGACCUGUUAUUUCUUCGAAUACAGGUAUAUAUUCAACAGUCCAGUACCCUUCUACUUCUUCUGCGGCGGUUUCCGGAGUCCCUUGGUUACCGGAAGAUCCCGUUUUGAAUAAUUAUCCACCAGCAAGCGUGCCCUUUUCUACUGUAAGAUCAGGAGCGAUACCGUCUGCAAUACCAUCAUCGCUAGGAAUGUACGGAAAUGGAAACCAUGUUCCAGUUAGCGUAGGGCCUAAUAGCGCUCAGUUGGCGGCUAGGCAGGUUAUGCCACGCGAAUUACCGAAGUUUAACGGAGAUCCUCAAGAGUGGCCUAUUUUAUACAGUUCAUUCAAGAACACAACGGACGUUUGUGGAUACACCGACGCCGAGAAUCUAGCAAGAUUACAGCGUUCUUUAGGAGGUCCCGCCCUGGAAGCAGUAAGAAGUCGCUUACUUUUGCCAGCAUCCGUUCCGUACGUGAUGGGAACGCUACAAAAGCUCUAUGGUAGACCCGAGAUUCUUAUCAGUUCUCUUCUGAAGAAGGUGCGAAACGUUCCACCGCCAAAGUCGGAAAACCUUAGUUCCAUCGUCUGCUACCGGCUAGCAAUACAAAAUCUCGUUGAUCAUAUUGUUUUGGCUGAGCAGCAAGCGCAUUUGUCGAAUCCGAUGUUACUUCAAGAGUUGGUCGAUAAAUUGCCCACUUCGUUGAAGAUGCAAUGGGGUACGUUCAAACAAGCGUACACAAACGUCAACUUGGCGACUUUCAAUGAUUUCAUGUCGGGACUAGUGAAUCUAGCUUCCGAGCUGAGUAUUGAUGUGGUUUCCGCUCAAAACUAUCAGCAGUCGCAAAGAGCGGAAAAGCAAAAGCAAAAGGAGGAACUCACGUGGGCAUGUCGCCGAAUAAAUCGAACAUGGACAGUACAGUCGAGAAAUCCACAUAAAAAGCGUGUUCUUACUGUGAGAAAAACAACCAUCAGAUUCUAAAUUGUCGCAGUUUCAAAUCGUUGGACGUGGGAGGUCGCUGGAAGGCAGUUCGGCAGAAGAACUUGUGUCGAUUGUGCUUGAUUCCGCAUCGUAGUUGGCCGUGUCGAUCGAAGAAAGAAUGCGGG